UGCAAUCAAGUGCAAACGAGUCGGUUUGCUGGUGGAUGUCACCGCGCCCAGAGAGGUUUGGCAGAUGCAGAAGCUCCACUUCACUGUGGACUUCACGGUCUUAGGACUGUCGCUAUAGUCAAUAUCUGUCUUCAUCCGAUGCAUUGUCAGCUGGAAUCCUGGUGGCCCACCGUGGCGUUGGAAAGCGCUGAAGCUUGAGAUGGUGACAGCUUCGACGUGUGCUGGCCGCCUGUGGCUGAUGGAGUGCUGUCCGUCGAGCAGCAAAGGACGGCUCCGCGGUUGACGAAGAAGAGGAGAUGCCACACUCCAUGAUGCCAUACAACGAUGCGCUGGCUGCCGUUUGCCGUUUAUAUGAGGCGUGCUUGUUGGUGAGGUAUAACAGCCCUGCAAACAGACGUUGGCAAGAUGCUGGAGAAAGCGGCCACAUCUCGCAGACGUCGUUAAUCCGGACGAUGGCGAUUCGACAGCUCUUGUCGUCCGUGCCAGCUGUCAAGAUGCGAACUAUAAUCGGCAUGGAGACGAUGCAGGAGACAGGUGUAGUUAGCGGAGGAUUUGGACAACGCAUCGCUCGCCUCUGCAGGUUGACGCAGAGCUGCACCUGCAUACCCACAGGACCGGGAUCAUAUUGCGGGUUAAUUCUAGCAGCGACAUCCACUGCGUCCGCCUCGCCAUUUCUCGCUUUCCUACGGUCGUUGUCGUGGUUGUUGUUGCAGACACUGCUACCGUUCGCUCCUGCCCUCUCGAACUCAGGCGGAAAGCACCCCGCACCCAUCCUCGCGCAAAUCUGGAGUGUGUGCGGCCCAUUUCGUCUCGGUCCGUCCAAGAGAACCGCAUUGACCUCCGGCUACACCGCCUGAGAGAGUUGUCGCAGCUUUAAACAACGUCGCGUCACCUCGCGCGAGGAGGAAUUGGAGCUGGAGAAGUCGUGAUGCGCUGUCCGCCGCCUCCAUCUGACUUUCCAGCCACCGUGUAUCUCACUCUCCUUGCCUGAUGACAACUAGCCCGUCGCAACAAAGUUCCCGCGCCGCCUCAUCCAAUCGACGCUGUAAUUGGCCCAUCUCUCAUCCCAGUCAUCGAAUGAAAGUAGGGCUGUGGUCCUAAGCAACGACACCGUCUCGACUUGUCCAUUUAGAGACAUAUACCCAACAUACUCUGGCAUUUAUUC
This is a messenger RNA of Macroventuria anomochaeta, 1165 nucleotides long. RefSeq lists its product as uncharacterized. The coding region runs from base 297 to 857 and encodes 186 amino acids. The transcript is spliced from 2 exons. The record is from RefSeq and is a predicted model, not a curated record. NCBI's taxonomy places the organism in Eukaryota, Fungi, Ascomycota, Dothideomycetes, Pleosporales, Didymellaceae.